UAUAUCGCUAUCACUUCAUUGGUUCCACCACCUGAAUGUUAAGUAGCUCCUAAGGUGGGAGGAUUGAUAAGCACAACAGUGGCGCAUUUUCAAGUAAUUGCGCGAAAAAAUCUAGUACGCAUCAAACGCUGCAAUUAAUUUCCCAGGAUUUUUCCCCAAACACCCUCUUGACCUGCUUGAUUAACCGCCAAACCGGAUUAAAUCCUUAACAAGGUUUCUCUUCCUUUGACUUACCCAGAUGAUGCUUCCAAAGCAAUGCAGCUUCGAAGCAAAGCGCCAGUGGGGUGGACGAAGUCCAACAAAACAAGUUGCACUUUUUACAGCAAAAUACAUCAAAUUACUGUUGUAACAACCUGAAUUUGUCAGGGUCUUUUCCGAAAACAACCAGUCGAAAUAAGAAAACACUCCCCAUAGCCCGAGCUGGCUGAACAGCAAUUUUCAAUUAAACAAGUCGAAAUUACAAGCAAACAAACCGGCAUUAAACGAACGCCCCUGAGCGAAUCUCCAGAUCUAUUUUACCUGGCUUCAGCUCCAGAAGAAUCUAUAUAAGGGCUUGCGGAGACCGACUGGGCACUUUUGCCCUCGAAAUGUUGCAAAAAGUCGUGCUGGUGAGUCUGCUGGUCUGUUGCCAACACGCUACAGCCUACAAGAAGUUGGAUUUUAAACUCAUCACUGCCGUAAGGCAUGGUUUGGACCGUUCCCUGGACUAUAUAAAUGAUAAUGUGUAUCGCGUUAAUGUGGACUGUGUGCUUGGGGUCGCAUUUGUAAGAGGUUUCAUGAGAGCCGCAUUCAAAAAUGGGACGCACAUUAUGGACAAUAGCUCUGAACGAUUGCUCGACAAAUGUGAGGACAUUAUCGCGAAAUCCAAGUGGAGAUUCUGGGACGAUUUCCAGAAUGGGCGCAAUUGGAGUAAGUUCGAACUGUUGCGAUUAAAUAAUAUACGGAAAGUCUCUUCCUUAGAGUUUAAACACCUCGUCGAAGCCGACAUCUGGUCAAAACCGAUGAGCUUUGAAAAGCGACUAAUUUUGUUGCCGUCCUGGUCGCCCAACUCGGGCCCCCUUGUAAGCCCGAACUCUGACAAGUGCUUGCAAGAGAUAAUCAACUCAUCCAGUUCUUUGCAAGACGUUUCCGCUCCAUGUGCAGUUUCCACCGAUUGUUGGAACUUGUUCUUCCGCAACGGCGCUGGCAGUGGCUACUAUUUGACUCACAAAUUGCUUCUACUCCAAAUCGCCAGGGCGCGAAACUGUUGGCUCAGUCCAGCAACGUUCCAGAGGCAAACGCGCGAAAUUUGCUCCGCCAUAAUGUCUGAAAUAAUCAACGCCAACUCCAACGCGAGCAUCGAAGAAAUGUUUGAUCUGUUCUUGGAGCAAGUUCUCCUCUGCGGCUACGAGGGAUUCAGCGAGUUCAUUCAGAACGACUGGCUGUUUCACAUCCUCAAAUCGCAACGUUUCUCUGGCUGCUUCGUCGACCACCUCACCGACGAGCUGAAAUCGCGAAUCAAAAGAGACGUGAAUUACUUCGAGGAUGGCUGCAAUGACCACACCACCGGCCUGGGUGCGGCUGUUUUAGGCCUAUAUUACGUCUACAUUGUAAAUGAAUAACUUACCGCUCAUCAAGGAUUUAGAAAAUAUACUCAAAGACCGUAACGGAGGAGUUGCGACAGUUUUUUCACCUAAUCAAACCAGCAGGUCAUGCAUUUCCUUUGCCCAUCUCCAUGGAUAUACAGCUUGAGUGAAGUGAAGGACAUGAAGCUCAUUUUCCCGGUAAUACUCUACACUCUCACAGUCCCCAAAUUAGUGAAACCGACCAUCGAUCUAAAUGCAGCCGAACUGCAGUAUCUGGCCGAUCACUUGACGCCGGAAGAGUGCAGAAGACUGGUGGCAGCGGCUCAUUUUCACAGCUAUGACGAACCGAACGCUUUGGACCAAGCUGAGCGCAAAGUGCCAAAGGAUAUUUCCUGCAUCGAACACCUGCACCACUGGAAUUCGCAGUCGGGGGAGGGCAAAGGCCAAUCUCACGAAGCGUUGGAGCACCGGCUACGCCAAAUGGGCAAAAUCCGGCUGGCGGACUGGCUGGGGAGGACGGUUUUCCAUCAGUUGGGCGCUGACUUGAAGGAGAGCAUUGAAGAGGGAUUAACGGAUCUGGCAUCGGAUAUUGAAAGUUCAGAACUGCCGGCUGUAACAAUCGAACCACUCGUUCCCAAAAUCGAGAACCCCCGCACUUACAACGCAUUAGAUUACUUCUUGUACUCGCUUGCCGUGAUGUUAACUUUAACAGCGUUUGGGCUUUGCCUUACACUGACUUGGGAGCGGAUUAGAGGGAAAAUCAGGAAAAGGAAUCUUCGCAAAUAUAAAGCGUAUGAUUUUGUGGAAUCCGAUAGUUCUGGUUCAGAAUAUGAGGAAGAUAAAUUCGACGUCAGAACAUUUACGUCUAGUUCGCACAUCACUAGAUAGAAAGUCGCGGUAGGAUAGGCAGUAAGUGAAACAAUUUGUCCUAAAAAUAUUGUAUUAAAACGUCAUUGAUUCA
Dendroctonus ponderosae (mountain pine beetle) is the source of this 2526-nucleotide messenger RNA. RefSeq names its product UPF0764 protein C16orf89 homolog. The record is from RefSeq and is a predicted model, not a curated record. The transcript is spliced from 7 exons. The coding region runs from base 588 to 1601 and encodes 337 amino acids. Lineage: Eukaryota; Metazoa; Arthropoda; Insecta; Coleoptera; Curculionidae. Gene Ontology annotation, cellular component: membrane; cytosol.